Oreochromis aureus is the source of this 2076-nucleotide messenger RNA. RefSeq lists its product as uncharacterized. The coding region runs from base 66 to 671 and encodes 201 amino acids. The record is from RefSeq and is a predicted model, not a curated record. NCBI's taxonomy places the organism in Eukaryota, Metazoa, Chordata, Actinopteri, Cichliformes, Cichlidae. The transcript has 4 exons.
GAGCACUUCCCUCUUAGAAUCACAUCAGAGCUGAGCUGCUUUCAGACGACUCCGUCUUGUUGUGGAUGCUGAAGCUGAUCAUGGUUCUCCUGUGGAUGAUCCUGUUGGUGGUUCUGCUCUGUGCAGAGGCCGAGAACGUGACCGAGGUCAGAGGAGAGCUGGGGACCAACGUCACUCUAAACUGGUCCAAUCAGACAUCAGACACAUACUGGUACAUGGAGAUCUACAGUCAGUUCAGAGCAUGUAUCGGCCGUAGUUUUUCUUCAGCAGUCUCUACCUACUGCUCUCCUGGUUUUGAAUCCAAAUUUUCAAUCCUGGGAAACAAACUCGUGAUUAAAAACUUCACAGCAGAGGACUGCAGGCUUUACUUCUGUGGCAUCAAGAGAGGAGGCAGCAUUCAUUUUGUGGAGACUUUCCACCUUUUAUUAGAUGCAUCUACCAGCAACCCACUGAAGGACUGCAUCAUGACUCAGUUCAUCCUCACGAUAUCCGUCUCAGUUGCCGCUGUCAUCAUUCUGAUAAUGGGUGGGGUUUUGAUACUGCUGUGCUCGAGGAAGAACAAAAGUAGCAAACAGGUAGAAGAGCCUUCAGCUCACAUCUACGAGAACGCAGAAACACUGUGGGCUAUUCAGGGCAAGGUGAUCCACCCCUACCGAGCAAGACAUCACUGAACGAGUUCUUUCAGACGCUACAAGACUUCAUUUGUUGUAUUUCACUGAAAAACAUACAAACAUUUGUGCACGUUUCUUCUCUGCAGCAAAUACAUUAAUUUUUUGCUAGUGCUGUAGAGCGUUAAUCUCGUUAAAAUGAUGUUAACGCCAUAACCGCGUUAACGCGACAAAUCUGCAUUAGCGAGUCAAUGUGGAUCGCCCCGUGCGUGGGGCUGCACAGCGUCAACGCAUAGAUUUGCCACGUCAGUGCGGUUAUGGCGCUAACGUCAUUUUAACGAGAUUAACGCUGACAGCACUACAUUUUGUAUAUUAUCAGGCUUGUUGGAAGACAUCUGUCCACUUGAGAUGUAAAACUUUCCAAUCAUAUGGAAAGUUGUACGUUUUAAAAGAUAAACUAUAAGCUGCUGUCAAACCCUGUCAAGAUGGAAUCUGAAGACAGACAAUGAUUCAAACUUGUGGGUUCAUUUUGCAGUAUUAGUACUAGGUGGAGGCAAUAACAGUAUUUAUGAUACUAACAGAAAUUUUAUAAAAUACACUGAGGAGUAACAGUAGUAAAAGAAGUACAAACAUAGUUAAUGUCAACAUCAUAGGUAGUAGUUUUCGUUAAAGUUCUUGAAAAUGGAGCAGUAAUCUAUUAAUAGAUGUAGUAAAGUCUACGUUUGUGGUAGAACUGAUGCAGUAGUAAUAACAGUAAGGAUUAUGGGUAGUUUUUGCAGGAAUUUUAUAGCGUUACUGUCAGACAGGAUGGGGUUGGUGGGUAAAACGUUUCCUGACUUCUUCUUUUCUGCAAAGAUUCUGGCAACGCCUGAAGAAAAAGUAGAAAAGAGGAAAUAAUUUGAAGUGCUAAUUUUACAAACGUUUCCAGGGAAAUAUGGCUACUCCGCAUGACUUCACCAUUAAAAUCCUACUGUCAUCACUUCUUCUGCACACAACGAUGUGGCUGAAUUUAACUUUAAAGUCUUCACUCUCAGAAACAGCCAAAUGUAUUAGAUGUGCUGAGUGUGUUGGGAGGUUCUUCAGAACCACUGAGGUAUCUGACGUACCACAUCUUUUGGUGUGCAGCUGAUCACUUAUGUAACAGAUGGUCCCUACAGUCAUGUGUAAAAACUAGAUUUUUGCCUUGAAUAAGAGUUUAUAACUCUGUCAGGCUGGAGAUGGAGGGCAGACCUUUCUUCUUAUUUGACUGUUUCAGUAUUGGCUUUUGUACCAGACGUUUUACAGUCAUAGCAGUAACAGUAACUACUGUACUGUUUGUACUUCUGCUUUUGGUUUUCUCUUAUUGUUAGCAAUAUAGAUGGUAGCAGGAUUUGUAAUGAUUAUAGUAAAUGUUGCAGUAACUUACUAAUAGAUGUAGAAAAGGCUGCCCUAGAAGUAGUAAUACCCUUGGUUAAGGGUAGUUGUAGCA